AUGGUUUUAAAACGGCGCUUGGCAGUUAGUUCUGAUGCAGAAUGUAACGGCAACAACGCAUCACAAUUAUCACCGUCACCAAAUCGCCACAAUCACAAUCACCACCACCGUCACCAAACAACCUUCAUCACGACCAUCAUCAUCCCCACCACCAUCACAUGGACCAUCACCACCAAUACCACAACCAACAUCACCACAAACAUCACCAAUACCACAACCUCCAUCACCAACAUCAUCCCCUCCGACACCAACACCAAUACCAACACCAUCACAACCACUAUCACCAUCAUCAUCAUCAUCCCCACCAAAUCAUCACCACCAUCGACAACACCGUCUCCACAACACUAUCAUCACCACCAUCACCACCACCACCACGACUUUCAUCACCUUCACAACCACCAUCAUCACCACCCAACCAUCACCAAUAUAAUAACCUCCAACAUUUCAAACACCACCAUCAACAUCGCCACCAUCAUGACAAGCACCACCAUGACCACAAACAACACCAUCACCACUAACACCACUUCCAUCACCAUCACCACCAUUACAAUCACCAUCACCAACACAACCAUCACCUACAACACCAUCACCACCAUCACCAUCACAACAAUAUACAUCAGCACAAUCAUCACCACCACAUUCAUCAUCACAAAUACAACCAUCACCACCUCCAUCCCCCAAAACACCACCAACACAACCAUUACCACUUUUAUCACCACCACGACCACAAUCACCGCCAACACCACCAUCACCACCAACACCACCAUCACCACCAUUUCCAUCACCAUCUCUACACAAAUUAUCACAACCACAACCACUUUCACAACCACAACUACCAUCAAAACGAUCAUGAUCAUCACCACGAUAACCACCAUCAUCACCACCACAAUGACUAUCAUCAACAUCACUAUAACUAAAACUACCACCAUCAGCAUCACAAUUAUCACCACCAUCACCAAAUAA
Dreissena polymorpha is the source of this 963-nucleotide messenger RNA. Its product is annotated as location of vulva defective 1-like. Lineage: Eukaryota; Metazoa; Mollusca; Bivalvia; Myida; Dreissenidae. The transcript has 2 exons. The record is from RefSeq and is a predicted model, not a curated record. Bases 1 to 963 code for a protein of 320 amino acids.